AUGAACGAACUACUCGGAAAACCCGAAGACUCGAAACAGAGUGGCCGCGUCAGAGAAAAAUUCGAAGAGGCAGAAGUCAUAGAAAAAGUCAAAGAAGCAGAAGUCGAAGAAAAAGUAGAAGAGGCAGAAGCCAUUGAAAAAGUCGAAGAAGUAGAACUCGAAGAAAAAGUCAUAGAAGCAGAAGCCACAGAAACAUUAGAAGAACUAGAAGUCGAAGAAAAAGUCGUAAAGGCAGAAGUCAUAGAAAAAGUCAAAGGAGAAGUUGAAGAAAAAGCCGAAGAGGUAGAAGUCAUUGAAAAAGUCGAAGAGGCAGAAGCCAUCGAAAAGGUCGAAGUAGAAGUUGAAGAAAAAGUCGAAGUGGCAGAAGCCAUAGAAAAAGUCGAAGAAGCAGAAGUCGAAGAAAAAGUCAAAGAGGCAGAAGUCAUAGAAAAAGUCGAAGAAAAAGUCGAAGAGGCAGAAGCCAUAGAAAAAGUCGAAGAAGUAGAAGUCAAAGAAAAAGUCGAAUAGGCAGAAGCCAUAGAAAAAGUCGAAGUAGAAGUUGUAGAAAAAGUCAAAGUAUUGUAAUAAUGUAAAUUAUGUGAAAAAUAAUGCGUUUUUCGAACCACCAAGCAUGAGAACAUGCCCAAAACAAAAUCAAGACUUUGAAAAAGAGCAUAAUAGGACCCCAUUAAGGUCCAUACACUGCUGACCUUUUUGUACUGUGCAUGCAUUAGCAAAUUUCUGAAGUCUGCUGCUUUCUUUUGACUUGAAGUUGUUAAAGGUGAAGUUAAAAAAAUCAUCUGUAAAUCAUUUCUGGUCACACAGAUUUUAUCUGCAUGUUUAUAUCAUUGCAAAAUGUAAGCUAUUAUCGCACAGUUCUCUAUAUGAAGUUAUAUAUUAUGGAUAUAUAGAGAUAAAUAUUUUAAUCAGUUGGAUAUAUUUUAUAUCCAACUAAUCCAGAUAAUGCAUUAUAUCAUAUUUCAUCACAAAAUGUAACUAUAUUAUCACCCAGCCAUCUGACAUCCAUAUAAAGCCUCAUUUUCAUCUGCAAUGUCUUCUUUU
Molecule: messenger RNA, 1041 nt
Organism: Labeo rohita (rohu)
Lineage: Eukaryota; Metazoa; Chordata; Actinopteri; Cypriniformes; Cyprinidae
Product: probable inactive protein kinase DDB_G0270444
Exons: 3
Coding region: 1-507 (168 amino acids)
Source: RefSeq, a predicted model, not a curated record